Purpureocillium takamizusanense is the source of this 1719-nucleotide messenger RNA. RefSeq lists its product as uncharacterized. NCBI's taxonomy places the organism in Eukaryota, Fungi, Ascomycota, Sordariomycetes, Hypocreales, Ophiocordycipitaceae. The coding region runs from base 1 to 1719 and encodes 572 amino acids. The record is from RefSeq and is a predicted model, not a curated record. The transcript is spliced from 2 exons.
AUGAGGGGCGUGUUCCUGGCCAUCUGCCUGGUGGCUGCUGUACGCGUCGCGGCUCUCCCCACCGGCGGCACCGAAAACACCUCGUCUCCCGCAUCCACUGCUAUCCCGACAAGGACGAACAAAUUCGGAUUUUCUGGAACCCAAACGGCGACGUUUCAUAGCGCCAGCUCGGCUGUGACUCUGGCCCCCAACGUCCACUGGACGGAAGACACCAAGGAGGUCAAAAACGUGAUCCCCCUCUCCCCCCGCGAGAGAUCGUACCUGUACUACGGCGCCGGCGACCCGUCUGAGAAGGGCCCAUUCGGCGUCAUCACUUACAACUUUGUGUCGCCGUCCGUCAAUCUCGAUCACAGCGAUCAUAUCAAGGCCGUCUACGACAAGAACGAGGGCCUCAAGCUCACAUUCACCAACAAGGAGGCCUUCAAUCAUGCGACAGAUACAUGGCAUCCCAAGGACAGAGGACUGAUCCUGGUCGUCUACAUCGACGGCUGCGAAGCGCAUAAAUCCGGUGAGAGAUGUUAUUUCAAGGCGUCGAGCCUCGACGUGAGGCCGCAGGACAUGACAAUCAUCGUCUCAUGCAAAGCGCACCACCCAAAUGACCUCAUUGCUUCUGGCGAGUCGCACUGGGGGUGGUGGGAUCCCGGAUCAAGCCCGGCGAGGAGAUCCUUGGAGAGUCCUGGCAAAGGCGGCGAGCCCGCCAACGACGUGCUCAUGGAGCACAUUUACCCGGGGGCCUAUUCCAAGCGCGAAAACGAGGAACCGACUGGCCGCGGCAGGUUCUGGACCUGGAUCGACGACUAUAUCAUCAAGCCGUUCAAAAAGGGCGCCAAGAGCGUUUGGACCAGUCUGGCCAUCAACCACGACUUCAACAGGAACCUUCCCUUCAAGUUCCCCGAGUCCCCCGAGAAGUACUCUGUACUGUCUCCGUGGGGUGCCGGCAUACUCCUCUCGUCAGUGUCCAUGGGUUCAAAGCCGAAUCAGUCCGCGGACAUAUACUGCGUCGGCUGCGGCGCCUCGGGAAACGCCACGCUCAGCGGCAAGGUCAAGUGGACGCCAUUCACCGGCAUGACGGAGGGCCAGGUGUACCUGCAUCUCGACGCGCGCUUCGCGCUCAAGAUUGGCAUCGACGCGCACGCCCAGUCGAGCCACAACUUCACCAAGCAGCUGUACAAUCGCACCUUUGACGCGACGUCGUUUGGUGGCUUCUCCGUCGUGCCGGGCAUGGACGUUGCCGUCAACGCCAACAUCACGACUAACUCCCUCUCCGAGGGCAGGCUCCUCGCCGGGGCCGAGAUGGAUGUGCAGGACGCACACGUCGUGUAUGAUCUCGUGGAGCCGUCUAGAAACAACGUCGGAGGCUGGUACCCGCAGCCGAAGCCCAUCAUCGAGUCCAACGACACCCUCAUUGCGGAGGCGAAACUGAGCCUCCCGCUGCGGGUGUCGUGUAGGAUUCUGAUACACAGCGUGGACUACGGGACGGCAUGGAUAACCCACGAGCCGUCUGUGAACUUCACCGCCCAGUCCGCCAAGUGGGCCGAGUUGGAAGGCGGCGAGGUGAAUCGUGGGUCCAACGGCACGGAUACGUGCACAGGAAUCCGCACCCGUCUCAGCUGGCGGAACAAGCUCCUCGCGAGCGCCAAGAUCCCCUUCGUCGGCAGAAAGGAGUUUUUGUUGUGGGACUCAUACGAACGACCCAUAGGCCCCAGCUGCAUCCCAUGA